Messenger RNA from Harpegnathos saltator (Jerdon's jumping ant), 2566 nucleotides. RefSeq names its product ATP-binding cassette sub-family G member 4. Bases 665 to 2566 code for a protein of 633 amino acids. The record is from RefSeq and is a predicted model, not a curated record. Gene Ontology annotation, biological process: transmembrane transport. Gene Ontology annotation, cellular component: plasma membrane. Lineage: Eukaryota; Metazoa; Arthropoda; Insecta; Hymenoptera; Formicidae. The transcript has 11 exons. Gene Ontology annotation, molecular function: ATP binding; ABC-type transporter activity; ATP hydrolysis activity.
GUACGAGCGUAUGUAUAUAAUCAGUUCAGUUCAGUUCAAUAUUGGCUCCGGGCGAAUAAGGUUUCCCCAUACGCCAUUCCGUAGCGUAUGUAUAUAACUUCAGACUUCAAUGAAUGAUACGAUCUCAUCCUCAUCGAUUGUAUUAUCGAAUAGUCUGAAGUAGAAACAACAAUUCCAGACGGUUCGGAAAAAAGGAUCGAAUCGAUUCGAGUGUUUGGCUAUAUCAACGAUAUAUCGUUUAAUGCAGGGUCGUGUAAAUUCAGAUAUAGAUUCUAAUCAGUUAUUGGCAGCGAUUUAAAUUUUCGAUUUAAAUCUCUCGAGCAUCCGAACUGUAUGAAGUUAGCUACACUAUCGUAUGUAGUGUAUGUAUCGUAGAAAAAUGGCUGAAAGAAAGAAGUAAAGAGAUAUUUGAAGAUAAUGUACACUGGGAGACUGGCUUGCCAGAGCGAGCCACAAUGCGGCUCACGGCUCACAACCUACAUGCUAUAAUGCGACGCUCGUGAAAGCGUGUUGGCAGUCGUCGGUGAGCUUUCAGCCGUGACGGUCGCAUACUGUGGUCGGGACGACAAACUGCAGCUUGGAAUCACUCGCCUGUACAACGGAUCGAUCUACACCGCAGUUAGUAAUUCGCUUGCCAACAAGCAUUUGCAUCGCAUUUUUAUUCAUGAUGGCCACUCCGUCGCACUGCUCGCCGUCACGAUCAUCUUUGAACUGUUGCCAAUUCGAUCGUAGCAGUCAAGAUGACGUAAGAAAUCCGGCAAUGAUGAGCAACAAUAAUUAUUUCCUACAAGAGAAACACUCCUUUCCGAAGAGACCAGAAGUCAACUUGUCUUUCAGUGACGUACGUUAUCACAUUAAGGAAUGGAACCUAUGCAAGUUCACAGUCUACGAGAAAGAAAUUUUGCAUGGUGUUAGCGGCGAGUUUAAAGCCGGAGAAUUAUCGGCUAUAAUGGGGCCUUCUGGAGCCGGGAAAUCGACAUUACUGAAUGUUCUUGCCGGUUUCACAGUAAGCGGUGCAAGCGGAGAAAUUCUAGUUAACGGCGAAACUCGAUUACCUUAUAGCGAACGAUGGAAAAGAAGUUCGUGUUAUAUACAACAAAACAGCGUUCUCAGAGCGAAAAUCACCGUGGGAGAGGCUAUGACUGUAGCAGCUCAUUUAAAACUUGGUUGUUCAAUAAGCUCCGCUUAUAAGCAUUCACAGGUUUUAAAACUAUUGGAAAUGUUAGGACUGACGUAUUGUUACGACACAUUAUGCGGAAAAUUGUCAGGAGGUCAAAAGAAACGACUCGACAUGGCUUUGGAACUCCUAACCAAUCCUUCAGUAUUAUUUCUCGAUGAGCCGACAACUGGUUUAGAUUCCUCCUCGUGCAGCCAAUGCGUUGCACUCAUGAAACGAUUGGCUGAAGUAGAAAGACGUACGAUAAUUUGUACGAUUCAUCAACCAAGUGCUUUGGUCCUCGAGAUGUUUGAUGCUUUAUACGUAGUGGCUAAUGGUUAUUGUAUAUAUAAAGGUACAAUCAGUUCUUUGUUGCCGCAUUUGGCCUCCAUCGGUGCCAAUUGCCCACCUUAUCAUAAUCCAGCAGAUUUCCUUCUCGAAGUGGCAAUUGGAGAAUACGGCAUUACUCUCGACAAGCUGAUAGAUGCAGCACAGACGAUCCAGGAUAAUCAGAAAUCAACUGUUUUUACUACAGCGCUGCCUAAAAGAACAAAAAAUGUAAAAGACUCGCCAUCACCUGCCGGAUAUCUAACGCAAUGUUAUCUUUUAUACAAAAGGCAAUUGUUAUGCUUGAAAAGAGAUUAUGCAUUGUUGUUGGCGCGAUUGCUCUGUCAUCUAUUAAUCGGCGUAAUCUUCGGUUAUCUAUACAUGGGAAGUGGUUAUCGAGCUAAUGGUGUCCUAGCAAAUUAUGUUUAUCUAUAUGGGUCAUUGCUACUUCUCGUCUAUACCGGAAAAAUGGCGGUUACCCUUGCUUUUCCAUUGGAGAUGCAAAUUCUCACAAGGGAGCACUUUAACCAUUGGUACCGGCUAGCACCAUAUUAUAUCAGUAUAUUACUUAUCGAAAUACCUUUCCAAGCGGCAUGCGCGGCAACAUACUUGACUGUGAGUUACUGGUUGACUGGUCAACCCGUGGAGACACAACGCAUAAUUUCAUUCAUGGUAAUCAGCAUAGCUGCUAGUUUAACAGCACAAGCAUGGGGUUUCUUCAUUGGUGCUACUACACCUGUUAAGAUCGCAGUAUUUAUUGGUCCUAUACUUGCGGUAUUGUUCUCUGUCUUUGGCUUCUGCAUUCGUUAUAUGGAUACUCCACUUUUCUUCCGCUGGAUGUUCUACAUAUCAUAUUUUCGAGCAAGUUUUCAGAGCCUAGUGUACACUAUGUAUGGAUUCGAUAGAACAGAAUUGAAAUGCGACGACUUAUACUGUCACUUCAAGAAACCCGUUAAGUUUCUUAUAGAGAUGGACAUAAAUGAAGUAAACGUAGUGAAUAAUUUAGUACUGAUUCUUGGCAUAGGAGUAUUGAUGCAUCUUUUAACCGCCAGUGCAUUAUGGUGCAAACUCAAUAGAAGGUGA